AUGCCUCCAAAACAGCAGGGCGGCGGCGGCGGCCGUCAGCAGCAGCAGCAACAGCACCACUCGUCAUCGAAAAAGGCUGGCGCAAAGGCCGGCGGCGGCGGCGGACACCAAGACGACCUCCAGCAGGAGCCGCUGCAGGCCGUCGUCCUGGCAGACGCCUUCUCGCGCCGCCUCGACCCGCUCACGGCCGACCGCCCGGCAUGCCUGCUGCCCAUCUGCAACGUCGCCCUCCUCGACUGGACCCUCGAGAACCUCGCCCUGGCCGGCGUCGACGAGGCCUUUAUCCUCGCAUCGCGCCACGCCGACCAGAUCAAGCGCCACAUUGCCUCGAACCCGCUCGCCGCACCCAAGCUCACCGUCAUCGCCACUCCAGACGCCCAGUCCAUCGGCGACGUCAUGCGCGAGCUCGAUACCAAGCAGGUCAUCCGCUCCGACUUUGUCCUCGUCCACAGCGACUCGGUCGCCAACCUCGACCUGGCCUCGGUCGUCGCCGCCCACAAGCACCGCCGCAGGCGCGAAAAGGACGCCAUCAUGACCAUCUGCGCCAUGCCCGCCGGCAGGCACAGCCGCACCCGCCCGCCCGGCGACCUCUCCCUCUUCUUCCUCGAACCCACCACCUCCCAGCUCCUCCACUACGCCCCCGUCCGCGCCGUCCCCCGCCUCCGCUCCACCACCCUGCCCCUCGAGCUCUUUGACAGCGACGCACCCGCCACCACCAGCGGCGGCUCCAACGGCGCAGAGGUCGACGUCCGCAACGACCUCGUCGACUGCGGCAUCGACGUCUGCAGCGUCGACGUGCCCCCGCUCUUUUCCGAAAACUUCGACUACCAGACGCUCCGCCGCGACUUUGUCCUCGGCAUCCUCACCUCGGACCUUCUCGACUCCAAAAUCUUCGUCCACGUCGCCCCCAACGGCCCGCCCGCUUCGGCCGCCUCGGCCUCGUCGUCGGCCUGCCCGCCCGUCAUCGGCACGUCGACCUACGGCCGCGGCUACGCCGCCCGCGUCAAGUCGCCCGCCGCCUACGACGCCAUCAGCCGCGACAUUCUCGCAAAGUGGACCCACCCGCUCGCCCCGAGCGGCUACCUGCCGGGCGGCGAGCGCUACAGCGCGCGCGCCGGCCUCCGCUACGUCGGCAAGGACGUCGUCCUGAGCCGCACCUGCACUUUUGGGCCCUGCUCGCUGCUCGGCUCCCAGUCCCAGAUCGGCGACCGCGCGUGUGUCGAGCAGUCCAUCAUCGGGCCCUCGGUCCACGUGGGCGCGCGCUCCACUGUGCUGGGCUCCUACAUCUGGGAGGGCGCCCAGAUCGGACAGGGCUGCACCGUCGAGCGCGCCAUCGUCGGCGAGGGCGCGCGCAUCCUCGACGGCGUCAAGCUCGGACGCGGCACCAUCGUCGCGCCCGGCUGCGUCGUCGGCCCAGACGUCGAGCUCAAGCCGUACUCGCGCGUCGGCAUGAAGCGCUACGGCGUCGACGACGACGACGACGAGUACGACGAUGAAGAGGAUGACAGCGACGAUGACGACGAGGACAUGCCGGCGGCCGGACGGCCGGGCGCGGCUGGUGCUGGUGGUGCUGCCUCCGCCGCCGCCGCCGCUGCCUACUCAAAGGAGCUUGGCGCCCAGGGGCUCACGUCUUCCUCGGACGAGGACGGCGACGACGAUGGCGACGGCGACGACGGCACGCUGUCCUCUGCCGGGUCCGGGUCCGACUCGGACGACGGCCAGGACCUGGUGGGCUCGGGCAUGCUCACCCUGUCUGCGGGCACGACGACGGCCGAAAAGGCGGCGGCUGCGGCGCGGCUGGCCGACUUCCGCGCCGAGGCCCAGGCGUCGCUGGAGCGCGCCUUUGACGAGGGGCAUACCGUCGACAAUGCCGCCAUCGAGCUCAAGACGCUGCGGAUGGCGAGCAACGUGCCGCUGACCGAGGUGCGCAGCACCGUGAUCCCCUUUGUGCUGAGCAAGUGCGACGCCGAAAGGCCAAAGGAGACGGUGCAGACCCUCGACCGGUGGGGCGGGCUGAUCCAGAGCGUCGCCGUCGACGACGAGGUCGAUGCGCUGGCCGUCGUGCAGCGGUUCUGCGCCACGGAGCCGGCGUACCACAAGCUCUUUGUGCCGCUGCUCAAAAAGUUCUACAACGACGACAUCGUGUCCGACGAGAGCAUCGUGGCGUGGUGGCGCGCGCCCGCGUCGCGCAGGACCACGCCCGACAACGGCGGCGAGCGCUUCCUCGCGCUCCGAAAGGCCGCCGAGGACGUGGUGCGGUACAUCGUCGAGAGCCAGCAGGACUCGGACGACGACGACGACGAUGACGACGAGAGCGAGUAG
Messenger RNA from Pseudozyma flocculosa PF-1, 2322 nucleotides. RefSeq lists its product as uncharacterized. Gene Ontology annotation, biological process: biosynthetic process. The transcript has 3 exons. The record is from RefSeq and is a predicted model, not a curated record. NCBI's taxonomy places the organism in Eukaryota, Fungi, Basidiomycota, Ustilaginomycetes, Ustilaginales, Ustilaginaceae. Bases 1 to 2322 code for a protein of 773 amino acids. Gene Ontology annotation, cellular component: eukaryotic translation initiation factor 2B complex. Gene Ontology annotation, molecular function: guanyl-nucleotide exchange factor activity; translation initiation factor binding; translation initiation factor activity.